Pyricularia oryzae 70-15 is the source of this 993-nucleotide messenger RNA. RefSeq lists its product as uncharacterized. The coding region runs from base 205 to 858 and encodes 217 amino acids. The record is from RefSeq and is a predicted model, not a curated record. The transcript has 2 exons. NCBI's taxonomy places the organism in Eukaryota, Fungi, Ascomycota, Sordariomycetes, Magnaporthales, Pyriculariaceae.
AGCCGAAACACAAAGCUUAAAGGACAGCAAUCCCAGCUAGAGAGCAAGGGCCACCCGUCCUACAGUACCCACCUGUGUCACUACGCGCUCCCUGCGGCACAAUCGAUCGCGCGACUCUCACGGCCGACGACAUCUCCUUCACCACCUAUAUACCCUGCGCCCGUCUCCCGUAUUGCAAUUGAAGCGACGUCCCGCCCGCCCGCCAUGUUCGCGUUCCUCCGACCGGCCCACCCGCCGAGGACCAACAGCGCGACCAAGAACCCCAUCAUGUACGAGGACGGCCGCGCGUCCGUCACCUUUGCCGCGCCGGGCUCCAAGUACAUCAUGACGCACCGCCUGCCGCCGACGACCAAGGCCCACGGGACGUCCAUCAUCGAGCCCCCCUUCCACUACCACAUCCACCAGGACGAGUUCUUCCAGGUGCAGUCCGGCCGGGGCAAUUUCUACCGCGGCCUGGCCUCGGAGCCGUUUGCGACCCUCUCCGCCGCGCCCGGCGCGCAGUCCAAGGCGUCGGUCGAGGCGGGGCGGUAUCACCGCUUCGAGAACGCGAGCGACGUCGAGGACCUGGUUGUGGAUAUACACCUCACGCCCGAGUCGUACGAGAGCGAGCAGUGCUUUUUUAGGAACUUCUUUGGGUAUCUGGACGACUGCAAGACGGCCGGCACUGCGCCGAGCUUCUUCCAGCUCAUGGUGUUUCUGCACGCGGCUGACACCCCGCUCGCGGUGCCCAUCCCGCCAGAGUGGCUUGGCAAGGUCCUGAGUCGCUUGCUGCUUUGGGGCGCGGCGUACUGGGGGCGGUAUGUGCUGGGCUACAAGACGUGCUAUCCGGAGUACUAUGAGGAUUCCAAGUCCAGGUGAGGUUAAUAUUGGUUUGGGCCCGGAGCUAUUGUCAAAUCCUGUCACAACGCGCCAUGUCCAUAGUUCGCAGAUCAAAAGUCCCGAGCCACAAACUGUGCCGUUGUCCUCAAAUGUCACUCGACUCUGAACAAAGGC